UUCCCGUUGCAGUCUGCACCGAUGAGACGCCUGGCAAACAGGUGUAGGAACAACGCUAAAAAUCGCCCCGCUCCGCACCGUCCGGUCCGCUUGCAGUUUCUGCCACAUUGAUAAAGUUCAGCAUUUACCGGUAAAGAGUUCAUCGGAGUUUCGAACUUUCUGGAGACGAGGAUGAGCCAGUACGGAUCUCAGAGAGCGCUCAAUACUCACCGUCGAGCCGGGUCGAGGCAAGAUUUGUCGGCAGGGAUCCCGACCCACUAUGCUCGUAGUGAAGUUGUACAUAGCGGUAAUGGAUACGGACAGGAAUACAUGGACGGAUACAAUACGUAUGCCUUCUCAAAGGGUUCGAUGGGAGGCGGACAAGGCCAAUCCCCCCACAGUGCUCUCCACCAGAAGGCUUACCUCUUGCAGUCCCAGUGCCAGGAAUACCUGAGAAAAGCAGAGCACUGUCUGCAGUCAGGCGGCACCGCGGAGGGAGAACGUUACCUGGCCAUGGCGAGGGAGACGGUCGAGCAGCUGAAGGGAUGCGCCGUGGAUCUGCGUCAGAUGGGUCAGCCGAACGACAGCGUGAUCGUGAGCGUGGAUAUGUGCAUGGACCAGCUAAAGACGGUCCACAUGGCCUUCAACGGGACCAUGCAGAGGCGGAGCCGGGGGAGCAGGGGCAGCGCCGGCGGGUGGGAGGAGCCUGGGAGGAACUACCAAGAGGCCGUGGCUUGGAUUAAACAACAGAAGCGCCUGAUCGAGACCUCCACCUGGGGAGACGACCCGACCGCCAUCGAACAGCAGCUCGUCAGCCACGCCAGGUUCCACAGCUCCGUCCAGCGCAGCGCCGAGGUGGAGCGCGCCAGGGACGAACUGGAAGCUAAGGGUGACAAGGCCAAUCUGCACUCUCUGGAACAGGAAUGGGACAGUCUGCAGAAAAUGUCGUUCGGCCGGACGGACCGCCUGCGAGACCUGCAGGGCAUCAUCGAGGAGAUCUCCCAGGAGAUCAUGUGGGUGAACGAGAGGGAGGAGGAGGAGCUGGUGUUCGACUGGGGCGACCGCAACAUCGAGGCCUACAUCCCCCAGAAGCAGGAGGGCUACUCGAAACUGAUGAGUAAUCUGGAGCUGAAGGAGAAAGACCUGAACAAGCUCAAGCUGAAGGUGGACAACUUGCUGAAGGAUGGCCACCCGGCCUCGGAUAAGAUCGAGGCCUACAUGGACACUCUGCAGACCCAGUGGAGCUGGCUGCUUCAGAUCAUCAAGUGCAUCGACGUGCACCUGAAGGAGAACGCGGCCUACAGCCAGUUCUUUAGGGAGGCCAACGACACCUACAGCAAGCUGCAGAAGGAGCACGAGACCAUCCGCUUUAACUUCGCCUGUGACAAGAACACGCCCCUGGACAACCUGCAGGAACUACUACAGAGCCUGGAGAGAGAGAAGGGGAGGAUCAUGGAGAACAAGAGGCAGGUGCAGCACCUGGUCAGCAAGUCCAAGAGCAUCGUGAGGCUGAAACCACGCAACCCGGACAACAAAACCACCGGCACGGUCAUCGUGUCGGCUCUGUGUGACUUUAAACAAGACCAGAGAGUGAUCUGCAAGGGGAAUGAAGCCAUCUUGAAGGACAACAGCCAGCGCAGUAAGUGGCAGGUGACGGGGCCUGGAGGUAUGGAUAUGAUGGUGCCCUCGGUGUGUCUGCUGGUGCCACCACCCAACCCCCUCAGCAUCAACCUGGCCACCAAGAAUGAGCAGUAUUACGAAGCCAUCUUGACCAUGUGGAACCAGUUCUACAUCAACAUCAAGAGUCUCAUCUCCUGGCAGUACUGUGUCCAAGACAUCACCCACAUAAACUCCCUCACUCUCACCAUGCUGGCUCGCAUGCGUCCAGAGGAAUACCGCAGCAUCGUCAAGAGCCUGGAGUCCCACUACGACGAGUUCAAAGUCUGUUGCCAUGGCUCCCAGAUGUUCGGGGACGAGGACAAGAGAAGCAUCGAGAGCCAGUACACUGGUGCCCAGGCCCACUACGACCAGCUCGUGGUGCAACUGCCUGCCUACACCGCGCAACAGCAACAAAUGCAGCAGCAGCAGCAGGUGCAACAGCAGCAGGUGCAACAGCAGCAGGCCACCAGGGUGGAGGAGACCAAGAAAGUGGUGGUGAAGAAGGAGGAGGUGAAGAAGGUCAAGAAGAAGGUCCCGGCCUCCCAGAGCCUGACGGAGCUGCACGCGCUCAGAGUGAGGCUGGACGGCGCGGAGGCGGGGCUAACCCAGCACAUCCACGUCUGUCUGGGCGAGGACGGGGUGCACGACUGUGGCCUGAGGAUCACCAGGCUGGAGGCGGUGCAGCGGGACAUUGAGUCCAGCCGUGCGGAGUACCUGCGGCUGAAGGAACGCAUCCAGAAGGAGCUGGAGGACAUGAGCGAUGCUGACAAAGCCCAGUUCCUGCGCAGCGAGCUCAGCCUCGUCAACCAGAGACUGGGCACCCUGGAGGGUUGGUCUGCGGCCUACCUACAGAGGCUGCGGGCUCUCAGUUCUCUCCUGGAGAGCGUGGCCCGGUGUGAGGACAUCGUGAAGGUCCACGAGGCCAGGCUGACUGAGAAGGAGACCACCUCACUGGAUCCGGCCGAGGUGGAAGACUACAUGUCCACCCUGAAGAGUAUGAGGGCGGAGCUGGAGCAAAAGAAAGACGUCCUGGUCUCCAUGGAAACCGAGCUGGGCAAGGCGGUCCACUGGAACGACCAGGUGGGCGGGUCCUUCCACAGGUGCGACGUGGACCUGUCCCGCUACGGCGAGCAGGUGAGCCAGCUGAGCGACCGCUGGCGCCGCAUCCAGAACCAGAUCGACUCCAGGCUCCGUGGGCAGACGGUGUAUCUGCAGCAGCUGCAGCACUACAGGGGCACCGGUUCCACCCUGGGGGAGUGGAUCGGCGGCACGCGAAAGCAACAGGACGGACUGCACGGCGCCAAGAUCGACGACAUCGGCGGCCUGAACGAGCACCUCAGCCAACAGAAGGCUCUGAACACGGAGAUCAAGGGGAGAAGGGAGAACGUGGAGAGCGUGCUGAGGGACAACGAGACCUGCGUGAACUCCAUUAAGGACUACGAGUUGGAGUUGGCCUCGUACAGUGCUGGUUUGGAGACCGUCCUUAACAUCCCUAUCAAGAGGACCAUGCUACUGUCCCCCGCCAACGAGCUUACCCAAGAGGCUACACAGCUUCAGACCCGCUAUAUCGAGCUUUUCACCCUUUCGAGUGACAACUACAGAUACCUAGGCAGGCUAGUCAAUAGCAUGGAGGAACUCAAGAUGAGGAACACCAGGAUCGACCUGCUGGAGGAAGAGCUCCGUCUCCUGAAGGGGAACGUCGCGGACGGCGACGAGAAGAACCGCUCCCUGGAGGAGACCAUCGCUCGCUACCGCCUGGAGCUGGCCCAGUCCCAGGAGCACCUGAUCUCGGUGGAGGAGGUGAAGAGGCACACCGCCCUGCAGUGCAACACCACCAAGGACAGCCUGGCCUCCACCCAGAGCCAGCUGCAGGACCUCAACGAGCAGGUGGCCCGCCUCACCUACAGCAUCGAGGAGGAGAAGAGGAAGAGGACCCUGGCGGAGGAGCGCUACGGGGAGCAGCGGCAGGAGUACGAGGCCAUGCUGAGGAAGAGGCAGAAGGAGCUGGAGGAGGUCAGCUGGGCCAAGAUGGAGGUGGAGAAGAGCGUCGGCGACCGGGAGAGGGAGGCGGAGAGGCUGAGGAGGCAGCUGGCCGAAGAGGCGUCCAGGAUCAAGGAGCUGGAACUGGAGCUUUCCAAGGUAAGGAGCCUGUGCUGUGCGGAGAUCGCUAACAUAAAGCAAACCUACGAGUCCCAGAUCCACAUCAGCCACACGGACAUCCAGCGCCUGACGACCCAGCGGGAGGAAGACGGCGCCGGCCUGAGGCUGCAGUGCGACAUGCUGGAGGCCGAGCGGAGGGACCUGGAGGAGGAGCUGAGGAGGCUCCGUCUCUCCCUGAGCCAGGCGGAGGAGCAGAGGAGGAGGGCCGACGAGGAGGCUUUCAGCCAGAAGGCUGCAGGCUCCGAGGAGGCCCGGAGGAGAAGGGAGCUGGAGGAGCAGGUGGAGACCCUGCUGAGGCAGAGGGCUGAGGAGAGCAGCCAGCACGGCCAGGAGCUGGCCCAGGUCACAAAGGUCCUCCAGGACAAGAACGGCCAGCUGGCUCACCUCACACACAUCCUGGAGGAGGAGAGCCGCAGGAGGACGGUCCUGGAGGAAGAGAGGGUCGUGAUGGAUAAGACCCUCAUCAAGGUCCAGGCCCAGCAGUCCUCGUCCACGGUGAUGGUGGCCAGGCUGGGGGAGGUGGAACUGGAACUGAACAGGCUGAGGCCCCAGCUGGAGAAGGAGGCCAGCGAGAGGAGCAGGCUGGAGCAGAGCUUGACCAGGCUACAGGCACGCGUCCGGGAACUGCAGGCCACCAGAGAUGGGCUGGAAUUGGAGUUGGAAGCGCUCAAGAAAACCAACCUGGACGACGUGACAAAGAGAAAGAGAGUGGAGCUCGAGCUGGAGAAGACCACCAUGACCAUGAGGGAGUACACCGGCACCAUCAACACGCUGCGGCAGAGCCAGGAGGACGCCAUCGCCGGGGGGAGGAGAGGGGAGGAGGAGCAGCGCAGGCUGAAGGGGGAGCUCGAGAGGAGCGUCCGGGAGCACAAGGCCUCGACGGAGCGCCUCGCCCAGCUGAGCGGCCAACUGAAGGCCCUGCAGCAGCAGCUCCUCCAGGAGCAGGGCCGCGUCCGCGACAGCGACCACCGCUACGAGAGCCUCCACAAGACCCUGGAGGAGAAGACCACGGCGCUCAACGAGAGCUCCGCGGCGCUGGAGAAGCUCCGGGGCCUCACGGAGACCCUCACCAAGGAGAGGUUGAGGCUGGAGGAGGAGCUGAGGGGGGUCAGGCAGGAGAAGGAGGAGCUGGUGAGAGCCAGGAGGGGGGCCGACGACGAUCUGGCCUCCCAGAUCACAGCCCUGGAGCUGCAGUUGCAGAGCAGCGCGCGCAGCAGCCGGGAAUACCAGAACCUGGUGUCCGAGCUCUCCUCCGAGAGGGAGAAGCUGAGGCUGGAGAUAGAGCUAAUCCAAAAGCAGUCCAUCGAGACCUCGUCUAAGAUCCAGAGUACUCAAGUUCAGUACAGCGACGUGGUGAAGGAGAGGGAUGCCCUGCUGCUUAAGCUCAAUGCCACGGACCAGGACAAGGCUCACAGGCUGGAGGAGGAGCUGAACCGCAUCAAGCUCUCCCUGGAGUCCGAAGUGCGCCUGAAGCGGCGUUUCCAGGAGGAGAGCGAACAGGUGAAGAAGGACUUCCUGUACUGGAAGGACCUGGCCGGGACCAAGGAAGGCCAGGUCAAGCAGUUUGUCUCCGAGCGCGAUAGGCUGGAGCGAGACCGGGCCUCUAUGAAGAGCGAGAUGGAGAGACUGAUGAGGGAGCUGAGGGAGGUGGAGGAGACCUACAAGAGAAAGCUUGUGAGCACCCAGAGAGAGCUGUCCAGCCUGACCUCCGUGAGAGACUCGCUGGAGGUGGAGUUGAGGAAACUGAGGGAGCGCCCCGACACCUUGCCCAAACACACCCAGACAGAGAAGACCCUGCUGGACCCCUCCACGCUGGUCUUCGACGGCGUCCGCAAACCGGUGACCGCCCAGCAGCUGCUGGACUGUGGUGUCCUUGACGUGCCCAUCUUUAACCAGCUGAUCAAGGGCCAGAAGACAGUUCCUGAGGUGUCUGUGGACAUCAAGCUGAAUCUGAAGGGAACCGGCGCCAUCGCUGGUGUGGCCUCAGGACCUCAGGGCAAAAUGUCUCUCACAGAGGCCCGGAAGGCCAAACUUCUGUCUCCGGAAAGCUCCGUCUUGCUGCUGGAGGCCCAGGCCGCCACGGGCCACAUCAUCGAUCCCAGAGCCAAUCGGAAACUCACGGUGGAUGAGGCGUAUGCGAAUGAGGUGGUGGAUGAAGAGCACAGAGGGAGGCUGUUGGUGGCGGAGGCCGCAGCCGUGGGCUACCGGGAUCCCAACACCAGCAAGAUCCUAUCAGCGAGCCAGGCCAUGAGGAAGGGGCUGAUUGACAGGGAUACGGCUCUGCGCUUCGUUCAGGCUCAAGAGUCCAUGGGAGGCAUCCUGGACCCUGUCCUCAGUGUGUUCCUCCCCAAAGACGUAGCCAUGGACCGCGACCUCAUCAACGAGGACCUGUACCGGGCCCUGAACCAGACGCCCGAGUGCUACCUGGACCCGGACACCCAGCUGGGGGCUAGCUACGUGUCGCUGAAGAGGAAGUGCAAGGUUGACCCCGGCACGGGCCUGCUGCUCUUGCCCGCGCCUGAGAAGCCCAUGACGGUACAGGGGCUGAGGGACCAGGUUGCGGUGUCUGACCUGGUGGACGCUAACCUGCUGGAGCGCACCGACGUCGACCAGCUGAGGGAGGGCAAGCUGACGAGCCAGGACAUCGAGACCCGUCUGCGCACCUACCUGCGAGGGUCCACCUGCAUCGCGGGCGUGUACGACGAGGCCAGCGGCAAGACCAUGCCCAUCUACCAGGCCAUGAAGGAGGGUCUGCUUCGACCGGGGACCACCAUGGAGCUCCUGGAAGCCCAGGCUGCUUCGGGCUUCAUGAUCGACCCGGUCAACAACCUCUACCUCACCGUGAGUGAGGCAUACACCAAAGGCCUGCAUGGUCCGGAGUUCAAGGACAAGCUGCUGUCAGCCGAGAGGGCCGUCACGGGCUACCAAGACCCCGGGACCGACAAGAUCAUAUCCCUGUUCCAGGCCUUGGAGAGGGGCCUGAUAGAGAAGGGCCACGGUAUCCGGCUCCUGGAGGCCCAGAUCGCCAGCGGAGGCAUCAUCGACCCCAAGCACAGCCACCGCAUCGACGUGGACGUGGCCUACAAGAAGGGCUACUUCGGCAAGGAGAUGAGCCAGAUCCUGACCGACGAGGGGGACGACACCAAGGGGUUCUUCGACCCCAACACCGAGGAGAACCUGACCUACCUCCAGCUGAAGAAACGCUGCAUCACGGACGAGAAGACCGGCCUCAUUCUCCUCCCCAUCAUCGAUAAGAAGAAACAGCAGUCCACUCAGAAGAACACUCUGAGGAAGAGGAGGGUGGUGAUCGUGGACCCCGACACCAACAAGGAGAUGACCGUGAAGGAGGCCUACAACAAGGGGCUCAUCGACUACGAGACCUUUCUGGAGCUUUCCGGGCAGGAGUGUGAGUGGGAGGAGAUUGUGGUCACCAACCCUGACGGUUCCUCCUCGCUGGCUCUCAUCGACAGGCAGACGGGAACCAAGUUCGACAUCACGGACCUUCUGAAGAACGGAGUGAUAAGCCAGUCGGUGUUUGAACAGUACCGUGCCCAUACCAUUACCCUCACGCAGUUUGCGGAUAUCAUCACCAGCAGGAUCAAAGCCAGCUCAUCUUUGUCAACAUCUUCAUCAGCAACGGCAGCAGCAACGGCAGCAGCAACGGCAGCAGCAACGGCAGCAUCAGCGGCGGCAACAGCAGCUUCCACAGAGAAGGCGACAGCAAAAUCCUUCUCUUCUCUCUCCUCGUCAACCAUGUCCUCCCAGAGAACGACGACGACCUCGUCCGUCAUAUCCGAGCGCUCCACCGUCGUCGACGGCUCGGCAGCCUGGGCCACUGCCUCCGACCCCCAAAACUACCUGAAGCACAUCGCCAGCGUCUCCAUCACCCUGGCCGACCCGGCCGAGGUCUUCAGUGAACAGAGCCCGGUGGGGGCCAUCUUUGACACUGAGACCUUGGAGAAAAUCUCCAUCACUCAGGCUCUGAAAAGAGGCCUGAUGGACUCCAUCACUGCUCAGAGGCUCCUGGAGGCCCAGGCCUGCACUGGGGGCAUCGUCAACCCAGCCACCGGCCGCAGAAUGGGCAUCCAAGAGGCUUCCCACCAGGGCAUCAUAGAGGCCGAUAUGGCCACCAAGCUGAAGGCUGCCCAGAAGGCCUAUAUUGGCUUUGAGGAUGUCAAGUCCAAGAGGAAGAUGUCUGCGGCCGAGGCCAUGAAGGAGAAAUGGUUGCCGUACGAGGCAGGCCACAGGUUCCUGGAGUUCCAGUACGUGACGGGGGGGCUGUAUGACCCGGAGCUGGGCCGCCGACGAACCAUCGAGGAGGCGCUGCAGAUGGGCUGGCUGGAUGCGAGGGCGGCGCAGAAGCUCCAGGAAACCCGUCACCAUGCCAAGAACCUGACUUGCCCCAAGAGCAAGCUCAAGAUCUCCUUCAAGGAGGCCAUGGAUAACAGCCUGCUAGAGGAAAACACCGGGGUGAGGAUGCUCCAAGCGUCCACGAUCUCGUCCAGAGGCAUCAGCAGCCCCUACAAUGUGUCCUCCGCCCCCGGCUCCGCCUCUGGCUCCAGGUCGGGGUCGCGCAGGGGCAGCGUUGAUCUAGGCUCCUCCUACAGCUACAGUAGCUACAGCCACACAUCCGUAUCCAAGAUGUAAGAUGGUGGGGGAGAGAGGAAAAAUUAGUUCAUCCUUCAGUCAGCCUUUGUCUUAACUUCUUAACAAAAUGGUGUUUAUUCACGGAGUAAAGCUUUGCAAUAUGCAUAUUUUCAGGCACACUUAAAAAGAAAAAGGCCACAUGAAAUGCAGUAUAACAGUUUGAGUGAAAGUGAAUGAAAAUGUAUAAAGAUAAUAAAGAAAAAAGGGACUUUAAUAAGGUUUGGUUUUAAAAUGUAUUGGCUUUGUUUGGCAUAUGAUAAACCUGUCGUCAGUCUACUGUACCCCAGUCAAACAUAUUGCACUGCAAACAUAAUUGCUUUUAGGUAAGAGAUGUUUAGGAAAGAGAAAUAAAAUGUAUGUGUUUUUGAAAUACAAUAAGUUACAUAGGCUACUUUUUUCUUGAGCUUGUGUGGGAUAACAGUUUGUCAUAAAUAACAUUCCUUAUCGUUCAUGUAGUAUUUCCGCUGUAAGGUGGUGUCUGAUAACAGUUUCCUUUAACACUUUGUAACUAUUUUUCUAUUUCUCAAAAUAAAAUUGUUAUAUCCUUCCA
Molecule: messenger RNA, 8995 nt
Organism: Osmerus eperlanus (European smelt)
Lineage: Eukaryota; Metazoa; Chordata; Actinopteri; Osmeriformes; Osmeridae
Gene: dspb
Product: desmoplakin b
Exons: 24
Coding region: 172-8445 (2757 amino acids)
Biological process (GO): skin development; wound healing; intermediate filament cytoskeleton organization
Cellular component (GO): cytoskeleton; cytoplasm; plasma membrane
Molecular function (GO): structural molecule activity
Source: RefSeq, a predicted model, not a curated record